Molecule: messenger RNA, 4346 nt
Organism: Populus trichocarpa (black cottonwood)
Lineage: Eukaryota; Viridiplantae; Streptophyta; Magnoliopsida; Malpighiales; Salicaceae
Exons: 8
Coding region: 143-3925 (1260 amino acids)
Molecular function (GO): protein binding
Source: RefSeq, a predicted model, not a curated record
CCUCUCUCAGAAACACAGCCAAGAAUCAGAACCACCCAAAAACAAAAGCCUUCUCUCUCUAAAAAACAAAAAGCACGCACAAAAUUCACUAAACCCAUUGACAUAAAAAAGAGUCUUUUUUAGUGUUUUUUAAUUAAAAAAAAUGAAAAACCACAGAGUAAAAACCCUUAAAACCAAAACCCCUAAACCCAUUUCGUCUCCAUUAUCGGAAACCCCACCGGCGGCGGAUUACACGGUGAAUGUGGACUGUAGUGAGGACUUUCACUCCGUUUGCAAAUGGGUUAUCCCAGAUUUCAGGAAAAUAAAGUCCAGGUCUUUAUAUAGCAGAUAUUUUCAAGUUAGUGGCUAUGACUUUCGUUUUUUAAUGUACCCAAAAGGGGAUUCUUUAUCAGUACCUGGACAUAUCUCUCUUUACUUACAAGUUAAUGACCCUUGUAGUUCUAAUUGUGAUUGUUAUGCUUGUUACAAGAUUGUCAUUGUUAAUGUCGUGGAUGAGACUAAGUCUUUGUCUAAAGAGAGUGUUUAUAGGUUUUCCAAGAACAGGAAAUCUAUUGGUUGGUGUGAAUUUGCGGUUUCUAAUACAGUUUUGGAUGCUAAUUCAGGGUUUUUAAAAGAUGGGGUUUUAACUAUUAGUGGUGAAAUUCGGGUUUUGGAUGAGAAAAUGGAGUUUUCGAGUGAUUGUAGUGAGGGAAUGUCUUAUGCUUUGAAUGGGAAGGUUACUUGGAGUAUAAGAAAUUAUGGUUUGUUGAAGCAAAUGGUGAAGACUCAGAAGAUAAUUAGUUCGGCUUUUCGAGUAUGGGAGGCUUAUCUUGGGGUUAAUUUGUCGAAAAGCAUGGUUAAUGGGGCUGAGAAUUUGUCAUUGUUCUUGGAUAUUAAGGAUAUAGAGAAGAACCCUGUGAUUGAUAGGAGUUGUUGGUGUCUUUUUCGAAUAUCAGUGUUGAGUCAAAAGCCAGGGGUUAGUCAUGUAAGUAGGGAAUAUUAUGGGAGGUUUGGGGGAGGAGGUGAUACGAGUCUUGGUUGGACUGAGUUUAUGAAAAUCUCUGAUUUUUUUGAUGAAGGAUAUGUAGUGGAUGAUAAUGUGUUGGUUAGUGUAUCCUUUAAUGCUAUUCAGGAGUCAAGUUUUUCCUUCAGGAUUGAAGGCGUUUCUAGUGGUAAGUGUAAGGGGAUGAUUAAUUGUGGCUACUUGGGUGGUAAGAGCAAGUAUGGUCUGGUAAAAAGAUGUGAUGAUUACACAGGAAAAAUCAUUUGGAAGAUUGAGAAUUUCUCAAGGUUGAAGGAUAUUUUAAAGAAAAAGAAGAUGAAAGGUCUGUGUGUGAAGAGCAGGAGGUUUCGGAUUGGGAAUAUGGAAGUCCGCAUUUUAGUUUAUCCUAGAGGUCAAUCUCAGAAACCAAUCCACCUUUCAACGUUUCUUGAAGUUUUGGAUCCAGGAAACAGUUCUGGUGAUUGGAGUUCUUUUAUUGUCUAUCAGUUGGCAGUUAUGAAUGGGAAGAUGAUAGAGAAGUCUGUUGUGAAACAAUCUGCAGAACGAUGCUCCAAUGCUACAAAAAACCAUGGCUGGUCUGAAUUCAUGACCCUUACUAGUCUUUUUGACCAGGACUCUGGGUUUAUUGGUCAUGAAACUGCUGUCUUUACAGCAGAGGUUCACAUAUUGAAGGAGACAUUCAUGACAACAGAGUCGAGCGACAAUGCUUGUUCAGUUACAUGGAAGAUGGAAAAUUUUUUAUCCUUCAAGGAAAUAAUGCUAAGCCGAAGAAUAUUAAGCAGAUUUUUUGAAAUUGGUGGCUGUAAACUUCAAAUUGGGAUAUAUCAAUCAUCUGCAAAUAUAUGUGCAUACUUGGGGAGUGAUCCGUUGAUUGACAAUUUUUGGGUCAAUUACAGGAUUACUAUAGUUAAUCAAAAUGACCCUGCUAAAAGUUUGUGCAAGGAGUCUUCCCUAUGCACAAAGGCAUAUUUCAAUGCCGAUCUUCAAUUGAUGAAAGUAUCAGAUAUGCUGGACACAGAUGCUGGAUUUGUUGUUCAUGAGACAAUUACUUUGGUUUGUGAAAUCCUUGAUUGCUGUCCAUGGUUUGAGUUUUUUGAACCUGAGACUGGUAACAUGGAAGCAGAACCAAGUGACUGCCAGUUCCUCUCUGCUGUCUGUCAAAUGGACAUCAACAACGAAGAGUGUAAAAAAACAUUUUCUGAAGUUUCUGGAGUUUUGGGGAGCACACCUUAUGAAGCUCUGCAAUCUGUUAUUCACUUGUUAUUUAAAUCUGCAUCUCAGUGCCAGUGUAUUCCUCGAGCAGUCAAUGUUGUUCGCGCAAGGCUAGAACUUUUAGGAGCUGAGAUAUCACCCGAUCUGUUGGAUCUCCUGGGCAGCACUAUGAAUAGUCAGCAUGAGAUUGCUGAAGCAAUGUUGAGAGAAAUUGAUAGUGUCUUUGCACUUGAUGAAAAAUGCAAACUGCUGGAUGUGACUCCAUGUCCAUUAUCUAAAGAAGUGCCCUAUUUAGAUAGUGGAACCAGACUUGCAGCCAACAGCUCACAUAGGGAAGAUGAAUCAGGUAGUCAUGUACAUCAUCAUUUUUCUGAUAUCUUUAUCUUGAUUGAUAUGCUGUCUAUACCUUCCCUCACCAUUGAAGCUUCUGGGGUUUUUGAGAGAGGUGUUGCUCAUGGAUACAUUGAUAACCAAGUAGUGGCCUUGGUCUUGGAAAAACAUGCUCAAAGAUUUAGUGCAAAUUCAACAGCCAGGGAGAAAAAUGCAGAGUCUUUGUUUUCUGAAGAAUUUUUCACCCCAGUUCUUGCUCUUGCAGAAACAUUGUCCCUCUCUAUAAACUCUCAAGUUCAUAAUUUUGUGAAAAUGUUUUAUGUUACACUAUUUGAAGUGUUUUCUGGUGAGAGUUAUCACACAAGAAUGCUGAGAGGGCUAGUUGACCUUGCCACAAGCCCUGUGGAGAAUUCUUUGGAGAUGAAUCUGGAUAUGUUGAUCUUCUUGGUUCACAGGGAACAUGGAUUUGCUAGACCAGUUCUAAAAAUGGUGGGGGAUGCUGCUAAGCAUGACAACGCUGAUCAUUCUGCCAUCAGUCAUCGUCUGCGUUGUUUAGAGGAGAAAAUUAUUCAUAUUGGCAAAGAAAAGCGAGCUGAACUUUCAAAUAUGUCUAGUGAGAAGGCUACUUUGUUAGAAAGGCUGACUGAAACUGAGGCUGCUCUCCUUCAUUAUAAGUCUGAAAUGGAGCUUGAAAGGGACCACUUUACUUGUGAAAAGACAGAACUCUGUGCACAUAUACAAGAUAUUGAGACUCAACUUGAACAGUUGUGCUCCAAGCAUAAGGAUCAUGUUGCAAAGCACUGCAUGGAGAAAAGGGAUUACCAAGAUCAUCUUUAUCAUGUGGAAACACAGUUGUCACAUCUAAAGUCCUUAAAACACCAGGAAUUGAAGAAACUACUUAAAGAGAAAGAAGUUCUUGCUGAAAGAUUGAGACAUGCAGAAGCUAAUCUAGAAGUUUCUGAUAGAAAACUGAAAAAAUAUGCUUCAAAAGUUGUGAUUCAAGAGGAGGAACAACAGACACAACUGGAUGAGAUUUGGCAGUUGAAACAAAAAGUUGAACAAAUUGAAAUAGUGAAACAGGACAAGGAAGAGGAGGUUGCUCAUUAUAGAGCAUGCACUUACGAUUUGGAAGCAAAAUUGAAUGACUGCCAGAAACAUAUCCAAUUUCUUGAAAAUGCACAUCGGGAGGAGAUGGAACAGCAUGCUCCUCUAUAUGGUGUAGGCUUGGAAUCUCUCUCAAUGGAAUCAUUGGAGAAUUUGUUGCGCAUCCAUGAAGAUGGGAUAAAAAACAUCCAUGCCCUUCAACAUCAACUAAGAAAUCGGAGUGGUGAUCUUGUCUCAAGUGCAAAUCCUCUUCAACUCAGACAGUUUGCAACCUACAGCACAAUAUCCUAUUGCUGAUGGGCAUUCCACUUUUGUCAUCCCUAAUGGCGUUCACAUGCACAAGAAUAGGCCUAACACUGCUACUACAGCAUCCCGGUUUAUCAUAGGAGUUAACUUUUGACUGGAGAUCAUUCUUAACUGUAUAUUUCAGAUAGGAAUCUUAACUGCUUCUCAGGGAUGGGGCUUCUUUAAUCUGGCUGGCCUUUUUUCACCAGUCAAGCUCAGCAGUUAUUCACUAAUGAGGUCCUCUUUACGUAGUUAUUUUGUAUAGUUAUCUACUGUGGAACUUGGAACCUCAGAAUGUUAGUUGAAUACAUGAUUAUUAGAGGGGAUUGUAUGAAGGAGACUUCAAUGCUUUUAUUACUCUUUCACGUAGGUGUUUAAAUGUGCUUGCCAGUGUGACUGCUGGUUGAAACCACAUCUUGCUGUGGUUUUUGUA